Messenger RNA from Chlorella variabilis, 1149 nucleotides. RefSeq lists its product as hypothetical. The annotation marks the transcript as partial. Gene Ontology annotation, molecular function: LPPG:FO 2-phospho-L-lactate transferase activity. The record is from RefSeq and is a predicted model, not a curated record. The transcript is spliced from 8 exons. Lineage: Eukaryota; Viridiplantae; Chlorophyta; Trebouxiophyceae; Chlorellales; Chlorellaceae.
CCAUCCCUGGUGGUGUUCAGCGGCGGCACCGCCUUCAACAGCGUGGCGGGCCACAUGCGGCAGCUGACCACCCGCAUCGCGCACGUCCUGCCCGUGUCGGAUGAUGGGGGCAGCACCGCGGAGAUUGUGCGCGUGCUGGGCGGCCCUGCGGUCGGCGACAUCCGCAGCCGAUGCCUGCGCCUGGCAGACGACAGCGACGAGGAGGCGCGUGCGGUGCGGCGCCUGCUGGCGCACCGACUGCACGGCAAGGACUCGCGCGCGGCCAAGCUGGAGUGGUACUCGAUUGUGGAGGGGGAGGACGCGCUGUGGGAGGGCAUCAGCGACGCCUACAAGGACAUCAUCCGCUCCUUCCUGGUCCACUUCCACGCCAACAUCAUGCGCCAGUCCACCAAGCGAUUCGACUACCGCGGCGGCUCGGUCGGCAACUUCUUCUUUGCGGGGGCGCGCAUCUUCUUCAGGUCGCUGGAAGCCGCCAUCUUCCUCUUCUCCCGUGUGGCACGCAUCCCAGAGGGGUCCCUCGUGCUGCCCGCCAUCUGCACAGAGGAGCACAUCACGUUGGGGGCUGAGCUGCUGGAUGGCAGGCUGAUCGUGGGGCAGCACCAGAUCUCGCACCCAAGCGCCACAGGCGCGCCCUGCUGCUCCUGCCGCAGCCCACCUUGCUCGGGCUCUCACCUUGCGCUCCUGCCCGCGCCCGCCUGCGCCUGCCUGCCUGCUGCGGCGCAUGCAGAGGGCGACACGCACGAGCACGAGGUGGCACCUGCGCCCAACCCGCGCGUGCUGGCUGAGCUGGAGCGCGCCGACGCCGUCAUCUACGGCAUGGGAUCGCUCUACACAUCCAUCGCCCCCUCCCUGGUCCUCAAGGGCGUGGGCGAGUGCAUCGCCGCCGCCGCCGUGCCCAAGAUCUUCAUGCUCAACGGCGCGCUUGACCGCGAGACGUCGUGCUGCCCCCAGCACAGCGGCCCCAUGACGGCGGCAGACAUGGUGCAGGCCACGGCAGACGCGCUGAACCGGCGAGCAUCUAAGCGCACGCACCGGCUGGGCUUCCCGCCCUCCGUCUACGUCACCGCGGUGCUUGUGCCGGCCGGCAGCCCCAUCGCGGUGGACUGCGCCAGCCUGGAGCGGCUGGGGGUGCGCCAGAUUGUGGAGGUG